Molecule: messenger RNA, 1788 nt
Organism: Colletotrichum orchidophilum
Lineage: Eukaryota; Fungi; Ascomycota; Sordariomycetes; Glomerellales; Glomerellaceae
Product: ferric reductase like transmembrane component
Exons: 4
Coding region: 1-1788 (595 amino acids)
Biological process (GO): iron ion transport; copper ion import; intracellular iron ion homeostasis
Cellular component (GO): plasma membrane
Molecular function (GO): ferric-chelate reductase activity
Source: RefSeq, a predicted model, not a curated record
AUGGCUGGAGGUACCGGUACCCCCUCGGCCUACCUUUUGCUCUUUGCCAAGCGAAUCCAGAUGAAUAAGGAAGCCGUGACUUAUUGGAUCAUUGUUGUCGCUGCUCUCAUGGGUUUCUUUAUCGUCUUCCAUCACAGUCGUCUUGCUGCCUCAAAGACUGGUAUAGCUGCAAAGCUGGGGGGUUUGGCAAAACCGUUCGUCGUUGUGUCCCGAUCCCUUCGAAGAGUCACCAUCCACAAGUUUCCUGGUUUGCCAUCCAACGGCCACUUCCUCACUGCUCUCGUUUAUCUCGCAGUCAACGUCGCCUUGCUUUUCACCCACAUCGACGCCUCAGUUCUGCCGUACAUCACAGUCAUUGCGGCUCGUGCCGGAUGGCUAUCUAUCACCAACAUUGCCUUCGUUGUCUUCCUCAGCCUAAAGAACACCCCUCUCGGCUUCCUGACUGCCUGGUCCUACGAACGUCUCAACGUCCUCCACCAAAUUGCCGGUUAUGUCACCAUGUCUCUCAUCAUCGUACACGGUGCUACUUACUCCGCAUACUUCAUUGAGUCUGGUAACAUGGCACGCCUCCGAGUCAGCGAGGAGAUUUACGGCAUGGCUGCCGGUUUCACGUUCUUGACUCUUGUCCUUGCCGGCGCAAUCGUUCGUCUUUGGUACUACGAGCUGUUCUACAUCCUCCACGUGUCUUUCUUCGCCAUCUCGCUGGUUAUGGUCGGCCUUCAUCAGCCUGAUAUGAGCAAGAAGAUCAUUGUCAUCACGGCAGUUGCUGCUAGUAUCUGGGUUGCCGACCGCGUCGUGAGAUUCGUUCGGGUUGUCCUUUACAGCUUCAACAACAACGCCACCAUCUACCCGCUCCCCCAUGGCGGCACUCGUAUCAUUUUGAAGAAGGCCCCCCUUGGAGCCAGCUCUGGCGAACACUGCUUCCUCUGGAUUCCCAAGAUCCGCGCCCUCGAGAUGCACCCCUUCACGAUCGCCGCCAUGAACCCCCUCGAGUUUGUCGUUAACUCGUACGACGGCUUCACCCGUGAGCUUCACGAAUACGCCGUCCAGAACCCCGGUGCAACCCUCAAGGCCUCUGUCGAAGGAUCCUACGGCACAUUCCCCAACCCCGCAGAGUACAACAAGAUCGUCCUGGUCGCCGGAGGCAGCGGAGCCAGCUUCACAGUAGGCACGGUCCUCAACCUGAUCAAGAAGGUUGCGCAGGGAUCGAAGCCGAGCGUCACUUUUGUAUGGAUAGUAAAGGAUCCCGCUCGUCUCGAGUGGUUCGCCGGCCACCUGUCGACGAUUCGCCAGGCCCUCAACGCCUCCAUCCAGCUCUACGUUACCCGCGCGCCCGGAAGCCAGGAUAAUUCCCAGAAUCCCAGCUCCAAGGAGGACCGCUCCCGCUCGGGCACCAUCUCAUCUGAAGCGUCGACCCCCUUCACCCCUUCGUCUGAGAAGUUCGAGAUCACCAACGGUGUUCCCCAGCACCCCCCCAAGAUCCUCACUGGCGCUCUAUCCGACCUUGAGAAGUCCGGCUCCGAGUCUGAUGCUACGUCUCCCAACUCUCCCACCAUCCAGCAGAACAAAGCCUUGAACAGUUUGGGUAGUAUCCCUGUCCACUAUGGCCGCCCCAACGUCGUCAAAAUCAUUCAGAACGCCAUCAAUGAGACCUCUGCCGAUCAGCGCGUUCUCAUCAUGGGCUGUGGUCCCGAGGGCUUGAUGACGCAGGUCCGCAACACGACCGCCGAGUGCAUCAGCACGUCUGGUCCUGCCGUAGAGCUUCACUGCGAGCAGUUUGGCUGGUAA